AUGUCACAGACCGCGGCACGCGUUCUGACCAGUGGCAUGCGUCUUCCGCCGCUUCCUACCAUUCGGGACCUGGUGAAACUCUACAAACUACAGGCCAUGAAGCAGUUAAGUCAAAAUUUUUUAAUGGACGAGCGCCUAACGGAUAAAAUUGUCAAGUCGGCAGGCACCAUAGAUCGGCGUGAUAUCGUCCUCGAGGUAGGACCUGGACCAGGCGGCAUAACACGUUCAAUCUUGCGUCGUCAACCACAGCGAUUGAUUCUAGUCGAGAAGGAUCCGCGUUUCAGAGAGACAUUAGAUCUGCUGAAAGAGUGUGCUCGUCCCCUAGACAUUCAGGUGGACAUCUACCAUGAAGAUAUAUUGCGCUUUAAUAUGGAUCAACAUAUUUCGGAUACCACACAACGCCUUCAUUUAAUAGGAAAUCUUCCUUUUGCUAUAUCCACUCGCCUGCUGAUCAAUUGGUAUGCCGAUCUAUCGAAUCGCCGCGGAGCUUUUCGCCGACAGGACACCUGCAUGACUCUAACCUUCCAAAAGGAGGUGGCUGAACGGAUUUGCGCCCCAUUGGGUAGUGAGCAGCGUUGCCGCUUGUCAAUUAUGUCACAAAUUUGGACUGAUCCCAAGCUAAAGUUCAUCAUUCCCGGCAAGGCGUUUGUCCCAAAGCCCCAAGUUGAUGUGGGUGUGGUUAAGCUGAUUCCUUUAAAGCGGCCCAAGACGCAGUUGCCAUUUGAUCUGGUGGAGCGAGUGAUGCGACACAUUUUUAGCAUGCGACAAAAAUAUUGUCGACGAGGAUUUAGUAAUUUGCUGCCACCUGAACUACGUGAAGAGCAAACCCCUGAACUGUUCCGUAGAGCGGAUGUGGUUGAUACAAUGCGUCCCUUCGAACUGUCCGUUGACGAGUGUGUCCGCCUGGCCGAAGUGUAUGCCGAGUAUAUAAAAUCAAAUCCGGAAGUUGCUCACUAUGACUAUCGUGCGCCGAAGACAAUGACUUCAUCAUAUACUUCUCUAUAA
Messenger RNA from Drosophila willistoni, 1005 nucleotides. RefSeq names its product dimethyladenosine transferase 1, mitochondrial (gene mtTFB1). Gene Ontology annotation, biological process: transcription initiation at mitochondrial promoter; rRNA methylation. Gene Ontology annotation, molecular function: mitochondrial transcription factor activity; rRNA (adenine-N6,N6-)-dimethyltransferase activity. Gene Ontology annotation, cellular component: mitochondrial matrix. The transcript has a single exon. The record is from RefSeq and is a predicted model, not a curated record. Bases 1 to 1005 code for a protein of 334 amino acids. NCBI's taxonomy places the organism in Eukaryota, Metazoa, Arthropoda, Insecta, Diptera, Drosophilidae.